AACAAUUAUACUUAGCAGUUUAGCACUAAAAUACAAUUAAUAUUACUAUUUACUAUACCUAUAAUAGCUCAGACUCCUCUCGUGACGUUCGCGCCGAGAGGGAAUCCAAUGCUAUAACUAAACCUAACCUACCCUUUUCGAUUUAUUUACUAAUUAUUAAUAUUAUGUCGGCCGGGACGACACGAACAAUAGUAACGUUAUGUCUGAAAUGUGUGCACACGGUACGACAACGGCUUCAAUCCGUCGUACCUACUGACCGUUCGUCGUCGUUUGUCUCUAUCUAACGUGCGGCAACAAGAACUGUAAUCGGAACCGGUUGCCACUUGUCUUCGCCCAGUAACUUCAUAAUUGUGAUUCCUUGGCCGUCUGCAGCCCGCUGACAGAAGUGAAACAAAUCGUAUCGCUACCCAGUCCAAUUUGUUUUACUCGGAUAGCAGGCUUAUCAGACUUUGUACCUAACAUUUUUGAUUCAAAAUCAUCACCAUGUCAAGUUAUAAUGACUAUCAACAUUGGCCCCAAGAGUCCACAUCAAAUUCAGAUGAAGAUGAAUUGUCAUCUCCUGAAAUUGAGCAAGAUGAUAGCGAUGAUGAUAGUGAGUCAUCUACAUCUAGUACUAGUUCUUCAGGUACAAGUAGUAGUGGUAGCAGUCAGUCAGGUUCAGAUUCGGAAAGCACUAGCACUGCUGAAGAAGAUGAAACUAAAUCUCUCAAAACAGAAACUGUGAUAGCCAAUAAAACUGAGCUUAGUUUACCAACUGGUAUGUGUGAGGAUGAAGGAGUUUUCAAACAAUUAUUUUCUGUUAACUCUUGGGUGUGCCUUAGUGAUGUACAAAAGCAGCAUUUAAAGAAUUUUCUUCCUACAUUUUCUGAAAAUGAUUUGAUGGAAAAAGAAAUUACUUUAAGAAUGCUUUUUGGUGGACAAAGUUUUCGGUUUGGCGUUAAUCCAAUCAAUGAAUUUCAUGAUAAAUUAAAAAAUGGACAUUUUCGACCUGAUAUCGUCAAAAUGAAAUCACUUUUACGACGAUCUCUUAAGAGAGAGUAUAGAAAAAGUCAACGUAUAUACAAUUACAAUAUGUUAAAAAAAUUAAUUUCUGGGCGUAAAAAGGUCAUUAAUGAUUUAAUUAGUUCUUCUACUACAUCUGUGACAAAUAGUGGAGAUAAUAAUAGUUUUAAUAUGCAUCAGCAAGUUAAAAGAAGAUAUUUCCAAGAGGUUUCUGAUAUUAAAGAAUUAGUAGGGGAUGUCUCUGAAGAUAGUUCAGAUAGCAACUAUCAAGAAGGACCACCUACUCGUUUGGGUAAAAAACAGCGACGCAAUUUAAGUACUAUACAAAGUUCUCUUUCACCGGAGCUAGAAAUCAUUACUUCUACCUUGGCAACUUUUCCUGAUAGAAUAGAUUUAUCUAAAGUUGCUUUGCCAACAAGUAAUCCAUUUGAGCCUUCUGAUGAUAUGUAUAAAGAAAUGUUGAUAUCUCACAAGAGAAAAAAAAAGAAAAUGGAACAGCAAAAUAAACGAAUGAGAUAUGAACAAAUCAAAGAACAUAUUAAACCAGAAGUGUCAUUAGGCACGGUGGAGAAAAAGAAAUCAGCAAAUAGUGAUAGACUCCGGUUGAAGCGUACAAAACCUGUCAAACACCAAAACCAGUCAACUCCAGCACCAAAACUUCCUUUGCAGCUAGAUGUACAACCACCUGUACAGUUUGAUGUAAAUAUUCCUGUGCCAUCAGAUGUAAACCUUCCUGCCCAGCUAGAUGUACAAUCUCCUGUGAAAUUAAGUACACAACCUCAAGUACAGUUAGAUGCACAACCUCAGGUACAGUUAGAUGUACAACCUCAAGUGCAUUUAAAUGUACAAUCUCAUAAGCAGAUAGAUGCACAAUCUCAAGUGCAGUUGGAUGUAGAACCUCAUGCGCAGGUUGAUGUACAACCUACUACGCAGUUAGAUAUGCAACCUUCUGUGCAGUUAGAUGAAUCACAUAAUAUUUCAUCAAAACAAGAAGAUAGGACUCAAACGGAAACAUGUAGUAAUUCUUACGUUAAAGAAGAGAUACUCCAAAAUGUAGUUUCACCUCCACUUCUUUCACCAUCAUCAAUUUCUUUAUCUAAUAUGGCUGAAGAAGAAUCAAUCAAAACUAAUUUGAAUGCAAUUAAAUUAGAUCCUUGUACUCCUAUUCUAACAGAUUUUUUAAAAAUGGAAGAAGAAAUUACUUUAAAUGAUCCUAUCAAACUAGAACCUAUUAGCUUAACAGCUGAAGAAAUACGUAAAGCAGAAGAAGGCCAAGCUGCUGCAGCUAUGUUAUUAGAACAAAUGAGUGAUGUUGAAGAAAAGUAUAAUCCACCAUUAAUACCAUCACCACCACUUCCAUCACCACCACCAUCACCACCUUCAUCACCACCACCACCUUCAUCAUCAGAUCUAUCACCACCACAACUACCUGAAAAUAUUUCAGAUUCUAAGUUCAGUCCACCUAACUAUAUUCAGAGAGAAUUUCAUCCAGAAGACAUGUUAACUAGUACAGUGCAAACCAUAAAUACAGAAUCUCCACCUACAAUGAUACAUUCGUGUUUACGCUCUCUAACUCCUAGUGAUUUUGGUUCUAAACAGUUAUCAUUAUCACCAGUUUCUACCCCUAGUAAAGUCAUAACAGAUUCUAAUUAUGUUGGAUCAUUAUCAGAGUUAGAGGGUUUUCAUGUGUUAGAUAUCAAAACUAUGUGUAAUGAGGAUUUAGAUUUGAAAACACCUCAAAUAAGAAAAAUGGUUUCUAGUUUCUUUGCACUUAUAAGGGAUAUAAUCUGUGCUAACUGGGAUUAUCGUAUGGAUAUGACUGCACUAAAUGAACGAGUUAAUGAUUGGGUGAUUUCAACAUUUAAUAACAGAACAAAUCCAGAUUGGUACCACAGUUUAACAUUAAAAACUUGGCCUAAAUCAUUACAGUCAGCUAUAGGUUUUUUAGCGGGACAUUUCCCUGAAUGGCAGCCUGAAGAUUUUGUUCCUUAUAUUGAAUAUAAACCUAGUUUAGAUAUUUAUCAAUGGAUUGGUGCUGGUAGAGAUUCAGACACUCGGCUUGGAGAUUUAUGCAAGUGCUGGUUACAUAACUUGAAUAAUAUUAGUUCAAAAUUGAAAAGUAUUAAUGAUGAUGUGAUUGGAAUUAAAAAUGUACCAAUACCAUCUACAACAGAUAUUAUUUCAUCAAUUGAAAUGUCUGAAACUGAUUCAACAGCUCCUUUAUCUGUACCAUUAUUAGAAACAUGGAUAGUGACUCCUUCUAAUGAUGAAGAACGUGCAAUUUUCCAAGCUCAAGAAAAGCAACGAUUUUUAAAACCACAUCGUUCUUUUGUUUAUCAAAUGCAUGGUUACGAGUCAGUUGUGGGUCCUGUGCGCGGUAUUUAUAAUUCAUCUAAUAUUCAUAAAGCAGCUCGUGGUCAUUCCUUGUUGAUUGAAAAUAGACCUCAUUUCAUAUCAAUAUUGGUAUUAGUACGUGAUGCAACAGCUAGAUUACCAAAUGGAAUGGGAACUCGUAGUGAUAUUUGUACCUUACUUAAAGAUUCGCAAUACUUGAUGGAAGCAAAUCUAACUGAAUUACAUAAUGCUGUCAGUGGAGCUUUGGAUAGAUUGCAUUAUGAACAUGAUCCAUGUGUUAAAUAUGAUCCAAAACGCAAAAUAUGGAUUUACUUACACAGAGGACGAAAAUUGGAAGAAUUUGAACGUUUGCAUUUGGAGCAACAAGGAGCAGUAAAAAUGAAAUGCUGGCGAAGAAAUAAAACUCCUAAAAAACCACCAGAACCUAAACGUACACCAAACAAAAAAUCAACAUCAAAUGUUCUUUUAGAUUCUUUAUCGAUGUUAGAUUUACCUACAAGUUCGACUUCAGAUUCUAUGCCAAGUUCAAGCACAUCACCUGUUUUGUCUGAUAUACGUGUUACUCAAGAAAUGACUAACAUAGACCAUUCAAAACAAUUAAUAAAAUCACCUAGGGUUACUAAAAAUCGAAAAGUUCCACCAAUACAAACCAUGCAAAUGACAGAUAAUGCAGUUGAGCUAAAUAUAGAAUGUCCAACACUCAUUGAUCAAAACAGUACUGUCUCUUCCCAAAUAUUUUCCAUGCCUGUUUCAAGUCAUAUUUCAACUGUUACAGCUAGCAAUAGUUCAAUUAUUUCUUCUAAUAAUAUUUCUAAUCAAUCAUUUUCUAGUAACAUUACUAGCCAUUCAAUUAUUAGUAGUAAUAGUCAGUCAAUUACUAAUAGCUUUACCUGUCAAUCAAUUGCUAACAAUAUAAAUAAUAUAAGUAGCCAAUCAAUUGCUGGUAACAUUUUAAGUCAGACAAAGGCUGGCAACAGCUUAAAAGUAGUUAGCAGUCAAGCUGUAUCCAAUAGUGGACAGAUGAUCAACAUUUCCCAAACUAUGAACAGCAAUAAUCAAACAUUUAUCAACAACAAUAAAAUGGUUGUUAACAAUAUAUCUUCAAAUAAACCAAUGAUAUCAUCUGGAGAUUUGAUUACAAUUGGUCCUAGAAAGAAAACAAAACAUGUACAAAUUGCUCAACCAAUUUCUAUUGGACAAUCUUCUGGACUUACAAAUUAUCAACAUGAUCAUCAUCUUAAUAUUACCAAAUCACCUCAAAUUAAAGAACACCAACGACAAAUAUUAGUUUUAAAACAAAAGCGAUCUGAUCAUUCAAUUUCUAGUUCUGAACAAAACACAACUGUUGUUAGCCAAACUGAUACUUUAAAACCCCAAAUUUUACAACAGUAUAUUCAUCUACAAAAUCAACAGAAGUUUAUGAAUCAACAACAAAAUAUGCAUCUGAAGCUCAUGCAACAAAAACAGAUUCAGCAGCAAACUUUGCAACAAAAUAAACAGCAAGUCAUUAUUAGAAAAACUGAUGGGGAUGAUAAAACAGAAACAGUUGAUGCCGAACAGCCUCAAGUUAUAUUCUUAAAACAGGGUCCAAGAAAUGUCCAACAACAAGAGACACAACAGAUAACACAGCAGCAAUUACAACAGUUAUUGAUGUUGAGGCCACAGCAACAAACAGGACAACAGGCUCAGGUUGUCAUGGUAAAACAACAAGGAAAUGAUCAGAAAUCUAUUGCACUUAAGCCAAUAUUGACAUCACUCCGUGGUACAAAAACUCAACAAACCCCAACAAAAACUGCUAAUUUGUUAGUACAAGCAAAACAAGCAACUCAAAAUGUACAGCGAAAAAUUACUAAGCCUCUUGUUGGCAAGUUUGUGUCUAAUCAAAGAGCACAAUUACCUGUUGAUUCAGUUCUUGCAAAUAGAAAAUUAUCUGGUGUUCCAGGUACUCCAUUACGAAUUUCUGGUGUACAAACUUCAAAAAGUGGUCAGCCACACUAUACAGUGGUGACUGUUGCUCAACCAAAACUUAUGCCAUCAAAUCAACCAAAUAUUGGACAGAAAACACCUGCACGAAUAUCAACUAUAAAUGAUCGUUUAAAAUCUGGUGACACCAAUCAACCACAAACUGUACGUGUGGUUCAAUCACAAAUUGGUGGAAAACCUUUAUUAGUCACUAAUAAAGCACAAAUUUCAUCGACUCUUACGGGUAUAUCAACCUCAUCACCAGUAGUUAGUUCUGCCGCCAACACUUAUACUGUGGUGCAACAAGGUUCUCAACAAAUACUUGUACCUGCAAGUUCUUUGAAAUCUUUUCAAGGGCUUAAAGUUAUACCAUUAUCACAACACAAUCUUAAAGGACGAUCACAAAUGUUUGCUAGAAUAUUAAAUUCUGAUAGUGUGAGACCUGUGUUUAUUCACCAACAGUCCAAUCAAGACACUUGUAGCCAAGGACCAAAUGAAUCAAAUACUUAA
Molecule: messenger RNA, 5829 nt
Organism: Melanaphis sacchari
Lineage: Eukaryota; Metazoa; Arthropoda; Insecta; Hemiptera; Aphididae
Exons: 19
Coding region: 484-5829 (1781 amino acids)
Cellular component (GO): Ino80 complex
Molecular function (GO): protease binding
Source: RefSeq, a predicted model, not a curated record